GGCUUCUAGUGGAACGAGUUGUGGAUUGUGAGGUGACUCUGGCCGGUGACUUCCGGUUCCUAGGGAUGCGCAUCCGGGUUACGCUAACGCCGCGGUUUCCUCCACCCGCUUGGUUCUACUGUGGGUCUGGACCGGUCCCCAUGUCCUGCUGUUGAGCCUCUGCAGCCUUUGGACUGAAGACUGCUGAGAGACACUUGCAAUCCAGUCACUUAAGCAUAAUAAAGAAAUAUUGGUCUUCAUGGAAGAAGAGCAAGAUUUACCAGAGCAACCAGUUAAAAAAGCCAAGAUGCAGGAAUCGGGGGAGCAAACUUUAAGUCAAGUAAGCAACCCUGAAGUCAGUGAUCAGAAACCUGAAACUUCAAGCCUUGCUUCAAACCUUACCAUGUCAGAGGAAAUUAUGACAUGCACCGAUUAUAUCCCUCGCUCAUCCAAUGAUUAUACCUCACAAAUGUAUUCUGCAAAACCUUAUGCACAUAUCCUCUCAGUUCCUGUUUCGGAAACUGCUUAUCCUGGGCAGACUCAGUACCAGACACUACAGCAGUCUCAGCCAUACGCUGUCUACCCUCAGGCCACCCAAACAUAUGGACUACCUCCUUUUGGUGCAUUGUGGCCAGGUAUGAAACCUGAAAGUGGUUUAAUUCAGACUCCAUCUCCAAGUCAACACAGUGUUCUUACCUGCACUACAGGGUUAACCACAAGCCAGCCAAGCCCAGCACAUUAUUCUUAUCCCAUUCAAGCUUCAAGCACAAAUGCCAGCCUGAUACCCACUUCAUCUGCAGUUGCCAAUAUUCCCACAGCAGCAGUUUCCAGCAUCUCAAACCAGGACUAUCCCACCUACACUAUCCUUGGUCAGAAUCAGUACCAGGCCUGCUACCCCAGCUCCAGCUUUGGAGUCACAGGCCAAACUAACAGUGAUGCUGAGAGUACCCCAUUAGCAGCAACCGCAUACCAGACGGAGAAGCCUAGUGUCAUGGUACCUGCGCCUGUAGCACAGAGACUUUCCUCUGGAGACCCUUCUACAAGCCCAUCUUUGUCUCAGACUACAUCAAGUAAAGAUGCUGAUGACCAGGCCAGGAAAAACAUGACUAGCAAGAACCGGGGCAAGAGGAAAGCUGAUGCAAGCUCUUCACAGGAUAAUGAAUUGGAACGGGUAUUUCUGUGGGACUUGGAUGAAACCAUCAUCAUCUUCCACUCUCUUCUUACUGGAUCCUAUGCCCAGAAGUAUGGAAAGGACCCAACAGUAGUGAUUGGCUCAGGUUUAACUAUGGAAGAAAUGAUUUUUGAAGUGGCUGAUACACAUCUAUUUUUUAAUGACUUAGAGGAGUGCGACCAGGUGCAUGUGGAAGAUGUGGCUUCUGAUGACAAUGGCCAGGACUUGAGCAACUACAGUUUCUCAACAGAUGGUUUCAGUGGCUCAGGAGGUGGUGGCAGCCAUGGUUCCUCUGUGGGUGUCCAGGGAGGUGUGGACUGGAUGAGGAAACUGGCUUUCCGCUACCGAAAAGUGAGAGAAAUCUAUGAUAAGCAUAAAAGCAAUGUGGGCGGCCUCCUCAGUCCCCAGAGAAAGGAAGCACUGCAGAGACUAAGAGCAGAAAUUGAAGUUCUAACAGAUUCCUGGUUAGGAACUGCAUUAAAGUCCUUACUUCUUAUCCAGUCCAGAAAGAAUUGUGUGAAUGUUCUGAUCACUACAACCCAGCUGGUUCCAGCUCUGGCUAAGGUUCUCCUAUAUGGGCUUGGAGAAAUAUUUCCUAUUGAAAACAUCUAUAGUGCUACCAAAAUUGGUAAAGAGAGCUGCUUCGAGAGAAUUGUGUCAAGGUUUGGAAAGAAAGUCACAUAUGUAGUGAUUGGAGAUGGACGAGAUGAAGAAAUUGCAGCCAAACAGCACAACAUGCCUUUUUGGAGGAUCACAAACCAUGGAGACUUAGUGUCCCUCCACCAGGCUUUGGAGCUUGAUUUUCUCUAAGAACUGGAAUGAAGAGCCUUCCCCAUGAGCUCCUUUUCACUCCUAAAGGGAGCUGGAGACCGGAACCAACUGGGAACUCACUCUCUCUCCCUUUCUCUCUCUCUUUCUCUCUCUCUCCCUCUCCCUUUCUCUCUUACCCCUUCCUCCCACCUUCCCUCCCCUCUCUCUCCAUGUCCAUGGAAUGCUGGCGAGAACACAAUCAGAACCAACAGCUGCAAGGGACAAAGCUUAUUUUUGCUAAGAGUGAGCUGCAGCCCUGUGUUCAUCCUUGUGCAGAAGCGGGAGACAGUUGGAUUGAGAGAACAAUAGACUCACUGCAGCUACAGUGCUUUUAAUUCUUCUGUUUUUUGUUUUGUUUGUUUUGUUUCAAAAAAUGAAGAAAAAGAAAAAGAAAUUCUUGGGGCAGAGUUUCACUCUUCGGUCCAUGACCUGAUUGAGAACUGCUAUUAACUUGUGAUAGGAUAAAUGUGGCCGACUUGUAAUACCAUCUCUGACAGUCUCUGUAAUCUCCUUAGCUGUAGAACAUAUUCCCAGUGAAUGUAUAUGUAAUUUUUAUAGGUAAGGGUCUGGUCUCUGAAGCAGGUUUUUCCUCUUUUCUUUUUCUAGCAAGAAAGGGGUAUGUAAAGUUUCCUUGAAAAAUAGUAAUUGAAAUAUCUAAAAAUACCUCUGUGACAAUAGCACCUCUUUAGCUGCUCCAGUGGUCUGCUCUCUAGGAUGGUUUCCCUCCUGUUCUUCCAUCUCCUAGUUUGCUGAACUGUGGGGCACUGGACACUGAUUAACUUUAGACUUUGAUAUUUCCCAUCCUAGAAGCCUUAGUCCCCUUUCCAAUACCUCUUCUCCUUUAAACAAAUGGCACAACCCCGGAACUCCUUCUCUUAGACAGUAAAUGCUAAACUUCAGCUUGACUCUUUUAUUCAAAGACUGUGUCCUAGCGGCUCACCUCCAAACUGGAGGGAAGGGACUAAGGCUUCUUGUGAAUUUCCGCUCAUUUGGCUCUUGAAACAGGAAGAGUCCACCUUUUCCUCCUGCAGAGAGGCACUCUUCUCCCAACAGAUGCUCACCCCUACAGGCUUCUCUUCCUUCUUGGUCAUCAUUGCUAGGCUCUUGUCCCUUUCCCGCCCUUGGUACCUCACAGCUGCCCCCAGCUGCUCUAGCCAACCCCUGGGCUUUGGACCCAAGAAGUCAAAUCACGUCUAAGAACAGGCUCAUAACUGCAUUUUGGCCAAAACUACCAAUGUAGUUGACUUCCUUUGAAGCCCUAUAAAGGAUAUUCUGGGCAUAUAUUUACCCAGAUAUCUCUGUCUGUAUCUGAAGAGGAGUGCUGUGAUCAAAAUCCAAUUUUUCCAUGGUAACCCCUCCCACUUCUCAAAUAUCAUUCUGAAAUGGGAAACCAGAGGACUUCUGGGAAGAUUGGUGGAUGCCAGGCAAUAGUCACAGCCUUCCAGCUCUGUUGUUUGUGGAAGCUCCACCCCUCUAAGACCAACCCGGGCAGGAUAAACUUGCCUAGAGCUGAGGAAGUUCAUCUCCCAGGCUGCAGAGAGGGGUGAUUAUAUAAGCACCUGAGAGAGACCGUAAGUCUGGGUUCUCAGGAGGAGGCAUCCUUGACCAACCCCAGCUAUAAUUGCUUGUCCCCAGAGAUUGUGCAUAUCCAUUUCCAGAGAUGAUGUAGCACAAAGAAGCCAGACUCCUCCCAAGGCCAGGUCACUCGGCAGGGAAAGGCUGUUUUAUACAUUCCUUCAGAACUGCUUGAGAAACUGCUACAUGACUCACAAUUUUAGGAAAGAGGUCUUUGGAGAGAAGCUGAAGUCAGUGCUCAUUACUUGGCUGUCUUUGGCCUUGUUUUCAUUAGUGGGAUGGGGGAGGGUGGGGAUAUGUAGUCUUAAGGCCGACCUUGCCGUUGUCUGAGUUAAACAGUUUCCCAGAUGCUGCUCUGUCUUGCUUGAUAAUUGACCUUAGUUCCAGGAUGGGUCUUUUCUUCCAGGCCCUAAGCCCUCCACCUACGGGCAGUGUAACAGUUGGUUUCCUGCUGGUGCUGUGCUUCAGGCUUGAGGCUGUGGAGUGGUGCCCCCGUCAUGCACACAGGUCCACACAAACACCUCCCUCUCCCUGCUCUUUGAGAGAAGCUCUUUAUUUCUAGAAUAUGACUUGGACCCCAUUUUCUAUGGCCUUUUCCCUCCUGCCCUGACUGCCCAGCCUAGGCCUUUGCAAAAGGAACUUGAAAUUGGCCAAAAGAGGUGAGAAGCUCUCUAAGCAGAGCAGCCUCGGCUCUCCUCUAGUUGUCACUGCCCUAUUUAGAGGGCAGGCAGAAAAUGGGACCUGGCUCCUCUUUGCCAAAAUGAAUUGUCUAGGGAACACAGUGUUCUUCUUUUACCAUGUUUUCCUCCCCAUCACAAAGAUCUGGAAAGGAGUACAAGUGGGUAGCAUCAAGAGCUCUUGGAAGCUGAGGGCCCAGGGACACUGGGGGUCCUUUCCUCAAGGAGGAAGGCAUCUUUAUGAGAAAGAGUCUGCAUGAAAUUAGCCACACGAUGAAUCCUUCCCCCAGCUGGGCACUGUGGGUUCUAUAAGAUGGGUCUGCACAUUUCAUGUUAAGGACUUUCUCUGGUAGGGGAUCUGGAGUUGUCAGGUGUGUCCUGGGUUUAAGAGGUAGCUUGACUUUCGAAUGUAAAACUGACUGUGCCUUAGCAUCACCCUGUCCAAUGCCCCUGGGGCAGCUGGUGGUGUCCAGGAGAAUGGAUUCCAGCUCCAGAUUUAGAUACUAUUUGGUUGGGGGUAAUCCUCUCUUCUGCUCUACAAGUUGGGGGUGGGAGGCAAAGCUAGUGUCCCAGGAGACUUUUGCCACAGCUUGUUCGCAGUUUACACAAACUCAGCUUUAAAGCUCUCAAGUAGAAUCUGAUUGGCAAACUCCAGCUGCAGCAUAUGGAGCUUCUAGGUGGUCACUCCCUUGAAUGGGUGUCAGUGCCACCGAAGCAUGAGAGAGAGGAAUAGAGCAGCAGAGCUCCAUCCUCCCUCUUCCAGGGAGUGUGGUGGUCUGAGCCAAGGGCUGGUGAGCUUGGGGUGUUCCUCUCCUCACUCCUGCAGAAGAGCAAGCUUCUGUUUCUUACCACUAAAUUGGUUUCUUUUUUCAUCCAAAAGUUGAAACUCCCCAGAUAUUUAUCCUAUACCAGCCAAAUCUGAGUUCUGAGAUUCUAAAAUAUUCUAAAUCACAAUAGGGAAAAUCUAGUUCUGUCCCAUCCCCGAUCAGCAGGCUCUCUUUCUGUCCCUUCCUCUCCUCUGAGUCAGACAGUUCUAGCAAGCAAGGCUCACUGGUUAGUUCGUAAUGCACUGACAGGAGCCAUCCCAUUAAGGACGACUUCUACUCAAAACCUGACCCUCUGGAUUACAGGUGCCUCAUUUAGCAGGAAAAGGCAUUGAUUGGAUUGGAUAUAUUUAUGUGACUGCGGGCAUUUGUGGCUGUAGAGUCCUUGACCAUAAUGUUAUAUGUAAUGGGAACUAUCUUGUAAACUUGAAAAAAAUAAAGUUUUUAUUUUCUAUA
This is a messenger RNA of Pteropus alecto (black flying fox), 5492 nucleotides long. RefSeq names its product EYA transcriptional coactivator and phosphatase 3 (gene EYA3). Bases 239 to 1960 code for a protein of 573 amino acids. Gene Ontology annotation, biological process: negative regulation of extrinsic apoptotic signaling pathway in absence of ligand; multicellular organism development; cell differentiation. Gene Ontology annotation, molecular function: protein tyrosine phosphatase activity. Gene Ontology annotation, cellular component: nucleus. The record is from RefSeq and is a predicted model, not a curated record. The transcript has 18 exons. Lineage: Eukaryota; Metazoa; Chordata; Mammalia; Chiroptera; Pteropodidae.